This is a messenger RNA of Parastagonospora nodorum SN15, 249 nucleotides long. RefSeq lists its product as hypothetical. The coding region runs from base 1 to 249 and encodes 82 amino acids. The record is from RefSeq and is a predicted model, not a curated record. The transcript is spliced from 2 exons. NCBI's taxonomy places the organism in Eukaryota, Fungi, Ascomycota, Dothideomycetes, Pleosporales, Phaeosphaeriaceae.
AUGCGCGUGAAGGGUGAAGAGGUGAUGACGGCGAUGAUUGAGUUCGAUCUACUCGUGUUAGCUCAAGCACCUGCUGAAGUUUGCGAUCGUAGCUUCCCUGUCUUCCGACAACGGAAGACAGUGCCUUCCCUACUUGACGUGGCUGACGCAUCACCUUACGGUGGAACCAUUGUCCUCGCAGACAUCGUCUUCGCUUGCAACAUCGCCUCUGCUUCACGAGGUUCAUUGAUUCACAAUCACCAGACAUAG